AUGGCGCACAUGUGCAGGCAGCUGAGCGGCGGCGCGGCGAGCUGCGCGGGCUGGGUCGGCAUCAUCGUGGCCACGGCGACCAGCGACUGGGUCCGGACCUGCGACUACGCGCUGGCCACCUGCGUGCGCAUGGACGAGCUGGGCACGCGCGGCCUCUGGACCGAGUGCGUCAUCUCUCCCGCGCUCUAUCACUGCGUGGCGCUCAGCCAGCUCCUGUCCCUGCCAGCCUACGUCCAGACGUCUCGCGCCCUGAUGAUCUGCGCAUGUCUGCUGGGCCUCCCCGCGAUGCUGCUGGUGCUGAUGUCGAUGCCCUGCGUCAGGCUGCAGAACGACACCGCCUCCAUCAAGCAGCGCCGCGCAUGUGUGGGAGGCGUCCUCUUCAUCCUCAUGGCUCUGUGCGGCGUCGUGUCGACCAUCUGGUUCCCCGUCGGCGCCCACCGGGAGGAGGGCCUGAUGUCGUUCGGCUUCUCGCUGUACACCGGCUGGGUCGGCGCCGGCCUUUGCCUCCUGGGCGGCGCCGCGAUCCUGUUCUGCCGCGGCAUCGAUCCCGGUUACCCGAGCCGGGACGACAGCUUCUACUACUCCAGGCAGGGCGCCACGGCCACGCCGCCGGACGCCCACGGCAACCACGCCAAGAGCGAACAAGUGUGAAUCCGAUUCUGUCUUCUUUCUUUUUUCUAUAGUCGGACGAUUUUACAUAAUUUUUGAAACGGUAAACUUUAAUUUUUUUAUUUUAUUUUGCUUUAAAUUGCAUGAUUUCGAAAUAUUCCCUAAACUACAGAAAAUGUCAAGUUUAAAUCUAUCGUUUAGAUACCA
Molecule: messenger RNA, 816 nt
Organism: Pseudoliparis swirei
Lineage: Eukaryota; Metazoa; Chordata; Actinopteri; Perciformes; Liparidae
Gene: cldn11b
Product: claudin 11b
Exons: 3
Coding region: 1-651 (216 amino acids)
Biological process (GO): cell adhesion; bicellular tight junction assembly
Cellular component (GO): bicellular tight junction; plasma membrane
Molecular function (GO): structural molecule activity
Source: RefSeq, a predicted model, not a curated record